Messenger RNA from Manacus vitellinus (golden-collared manakin), 10209 nucleotides. It is a transcript of the gene HMBOX1, whose product is annotated as homeobox containing 1. The coding region runs from base 64 to 1431 and encodes 455 amino acids. Gene Ontology annotation, cellular component: nucleus. Gene Ontology annotation, molecular function: double-stranded telomeric DNA binding. Gene Ontology annotation, biological process: positive regulation of DNA-templated transcription. The transcript has 10 exons. NCBI's taxonomy places the organism in Eukaryota, Metazoa, Chordata, Aves, Passeriformes, Pipridae. The record is from RefSeq and is a predicted model, not a curated record.
AGAAUGGUGAAUAACACUGAAGACCCUCAAGAGGCUUUAUAACGUCCCAUCCCCAUGUAAAGUAUGCUCAGAACUUUUCCAGUAGUCCUGCUGGAAACCAUGUCUCACUACACGGACGAGCCAAGAUUUACCAUAGAGCAGAUAGACCUUCUGCAGCGCCUGAGACGCACGGGAAUGACCAGGCAUGAGAUCCUCCACGCUCUGGAAACCUUGGAUCGCCUCGACCAAGAGCAUAGCGACAAAUUCGGGAGAAGGUCUGGCUACGGGGGCGGUUCCUACGGCAACAGCACCAACAACGUGCCGGCCUCCUCCUCCACGGCCACAGCCUCCACCCAGACCCAGCACUGUGGGAUGUCCCCCUCGCCCAGCAACAGUUACGACACCUCCCCGCAGCCUUGCACUACGAAUCAGAACGGGAGGGAGAGUAACGACCGGUUGUCCGCCUUCAACGGGAAGAUGUCGCCCACCCGGUACCCCCUGGCCAACAGCCUGGCCCAGAGGUCCUACAGCUUCGAGGCCUCCGAGGAGGACCUGGACAUCGACGACAAGGUGGAGGAGCUGAUGAGGAGGGACAGCAGUGUGAUAAAGGAGGAAAUCAAAGCCUUCCUGGCCAACCGGAGAAUCUCCCAAGCAGUUGUUGCACAGGUAACAGGGAUCAGUCAGAGCCGGAUCUCCCAUUGGCUGUUGCAGCAGGGGUCGGACCUGAGUGAACAGAAGAAAAGGGCAUUUUACAGAUGGUACCAGCUUGAGAAGACAAAUCCUGGGGCCACACUAAGCAUGAGACCAGCUCCUAUCCCUGUAGAAGAGCCAGAAUGGAGACAGACGCCUCCCCCAGUCACAGCUACCUCUGGGACCUUCAGACUACGGCGAGGCAGUCGGUUCACGUGGAGAAAGGAGUGCCUGGCAGUCAUGGAAAGUUACUUCAAUGAGAAUCAGUAUCCAGAUGAGGCAAAGAGAGAAGAAAUUGCCAAUGCCUGUAAUGCAGUUAUCCAGAAACCAGGAAAAAAGUUGUCGGAUUUGGAGCGAGUCACCUCCCUCAAAGUGUACAAUUGGUUUGCCAACAGGAGGAAGGAGAUCAAGAGAAGAGCCAAUAUCGAAGCAGCAAUCCUGGAGAGCCAUGGAAUAGAUGUACAGAGUCCGGGAGGCCAUUCCAACAGCGACGACGUGGAUGGCAACGACUACUCAGAGCAGGACGCUUGGCAAGUACGCAACGGGGAGGAGGAGGGAAGAUGUUCAGAGGGAGGCAGAGAAGCAGAGAAGGUAGAAGAAGACAGGAGGAUCUGCUCCAAACAAGAUGACAGCACUAGCCAUAGUGACCACCAAGACCCCAUUUCCUUAGCUGUGGAGAUGGCAGCAGUCAACCACACCAUCCUGGCACUGGCCCGGCAAGGAGCCAACGAGAUCAAGACAGAGGCUCUCGACGACGACUGAUACAAAGAGAGGGGAGGGUCAAAGCAAGAAGUAACUUAGUUUUAGACGUAGCACCUUAGCAGACUUUCCUCGGUCCUUAAUAUGUGUUCUUACAGUAUAACUUUGCAGUUUCUUGUACGUCAGUUUAGCUGUUAGGGUCUUGUUCUGUGAAGAUGGCAUGGUGCCCUCAGCCUUUGCAUAUACUCUCUCAGUAUUAAUUCCCAAUAAAUAAUCAAUCAACCAACCAACCUCCCCUCUCCCGGCCCCAAGUGGCUAGAAAAAAAAAAAAAAAAAAAAAAAAAAAAAAAAAAAAAAAAAUCUUGCUGCUCUGUCUUAGCAUUCAAAGUGCUUCCAGGUAUUUUAGACAGCCCUCGAUUCCAAGUCUUAGGCUACACUUAAAAACCUUGGAUAACCUUAGAGAUCGUGUUGAAACAAUAGUCCGUACGCUUUCCCUUCCCUGAGACUGAAAGGAUGCAAGCUGAGGUAGUGGCACAGGGUCGAUGGACACCACACUGGGAGCAUCAACAGAGAGUAAAAAGAACACUUAGAACCCCCACUUCAGCCUGGGAAUAAAUGAUUUCCAGCUGCAAUAAGCCGUGCCUCACUGGUCAUACAGUGACUUGAUCUACUUUUGGGUGCUGUGCUGAGAAUGUCCAUUGGAAACACAUUCCCAUAUUUUCCGUUGGCGUUCACAUAUUCAACACAGACAUCCUCUGCUCUCACAAGCUGCGUGGCUUAGUGGAGAAGUGCUGCCUUCUGCCUCUGGGACCAUGGGUUGAAGCCCAGCCUGGGAUCAAAUGACAAAUGAGCUGAAUGUCUAAUGGACAACAGUCCACUUCUCAGAACCACUAUUCCUUUUUGGCAUGGCUGGCAGUGCCUGCUCAGAAGAGGUCUAGACUCUUAUUGAUCUGUCAUUAACUAUUUCACCUUUUAUUCCUCCUCUCGCCUUCUCUCUGUCCCCGCCCUCCUCCCCUCUCCACUUUGCCACUUUUGAAAGCAAUGUUUUCCAGGAAGGUUGUUAAGGUCAUAAAAUGGGUGAGUGGAUUUUUACACGUCUGUGUAACCGAUGCCUACGUCCUGAGUAGCCUGAAAGGUUGUUGGAGAACUUUGACACCUGACCUUUGCUAGAGAAACCAUCAGAGCAUAAAUAUUCUCCUAAAUAUGAACUUUUUUGUUUGUUUAAAGGCAGGAGGAUCUCUUACCUGAGAAAUGGGGUGUGAAUGUUUUGUGUUCUCUUUACUCUGUCUUUGUUAAGGUGUGAGAAAGCUAUACUGCUACGAGCAAUUUAAUUAAUAAUUGGAAGCCAUACUGAUAAUGGAUGUGGUAAUAUUUGUAAAGCAAACCUACUUUAAGUAGCAGGAACUAAUGGAAUUGUUUUCCUUGAUCAUAUGUAGCACUUUUGUUACUUUUUUCUUAAAGAUAUUUAUAUUUGAUAAGUCUUUUUUUUAUCAUUUGAGAAUUCCAAAUACCAAACAGCAAACUUGCAUUGCAGAGUCACCCUGCGAUCACCUUGUCAUCUUAGUAUCUAAAUGAUGAACUGUGUGUGCAUCUAAGAAAAUUACAUCUGCUAGCAUUGUGUGGAAAUGAUCUCCUGGCAUCCUGAUAAAAUGAUAUGUUGCUGCCGGUAAGAGGAAACAUUUUGAUGGAAACAGCACGGGAAGUGUUAGAGACGGGCAAGAAAAACGUUAACAAGGAAAAAAAAAAAAAAUUAAAAACCCGUGGAAAUUUUUGUACGAGAGAUGUAUAAAAAUCUCCACAGCGUUUCCUCGACAUUCCAUUUUACCUUCCCAGUUUAUGUGGGAAUAGCUUAAAAAAGAGGAGAACAGCUCAGUUUGAGGGAUGGGCUUCCCUUUUCUCUCCCACUUUGCAGGCAGAGGGAACGAAGGGAAGUUGCUGUUACUCGCCUUGUUCUCAUCCCUUCCUCACUCUGAACUCUCAGAGAGCACCGUGAACCCCUAAAAUGUGGCUGCUCAGCAGGUUUUUGGCCAGCCCAAACCCCUCCAGGCACAGGCUGACGAGAUCAGCUUUACAUCUGUUAAUCUGGGCAAAACUGCUGACCCGAGUGUGGAGGAGAUUUUGUGCUUUCAGAGGGCACCUGGUUGGCACCUCUUUGUCUCUGUACCUUUGAAGAUAUAUAGGUAGGGCUUGGCCUCGACUCUCACUUAUGGAUUUCAUUGGAAAAUUUAUGUGCUUUCCUUGGAUAUAGAUCACUGAAGCAGAAUGAAGCCAUCUUUUUUUUUUCUGUUUUAUUGCAUUUCUCGAGUAGGCAAAUUCAUAAGUAGCACCGGGGCGGACUCAGGAAAGGCAGGACUGGGAUCAGCAACGUUGCACCACUGCAGUUCUUUUCUCACUGCUUUGUAUGAAUGUUUUGGUACUAAGGGGCGAAAGGACGGGGAGAGCUUUUAUUUCUAUUUUUUGCACAGCAGAAUGAUCGAGCAAACUCGAGCCUUAGUGGAAUUUUACCUACUUAUUCAUUCCACAGUCACACACCGAGCUGACAAGCAACAUCCACGAUUUAUAGUAAGGAGAUUUUAAUAAUCGAUGACCUCUUUACGUUGGUCUUGCCACCACCAUUUGUUCUGGCUGUUUCAUUUUAAAAAGAACAGACUCAAAGUGUUGGACAGCUGCAAUUUUGAAAGAAAUAUUGCUUACUAUAGUAUCUGUAAAAGAAAAAAAAAAGUCAUUGUUUGAGGUGUUGCCUUUUUAAAGCAAUAGGGGAGAAUGAAAAUAAGUAUUAGGACUUGUGUAGCCUGGUUCUAGGUUCAUGUGAUGCAGGAUCAAAGUAACACCACUGGAACUGUAUGUCUGUACCAUCAAAUGUAGAAUUAUCUGGUCUUAAUUCUGUUUGUCACUGUCAGGAAGCCACUGACAUGAUGCACCAGUAUCCUCUCUGAAGGUUAAACAGGUAAACAAACCCCUGGUGAGCGACUGGAGAGGAGCAGAUCCUCCUUGGCUGCAGCUUCCUGGUAAAUCCCAGUUUUCUGCUCUCCCACAUUUCCCUCUUACCAGAGGAAAUAGCAGAUAACUGGGGAAUCACACACUUGGCUCUGUGGUGUCAGUGUUUGGGUGUUUCUGUCUGCUUUGGCUUUUCUUUAUGCACCAAGAGGUACGAGGCAGGAGUGAGAGCUCGGCUGUUCCCGGGGUCUUUGUGGAAGGCUGUUUUCUGGAGUUUGGAAGAUUGCAGUGAGCAGUUUGCAGUUAGUGAAUUACCUUUUGGUUUGACAUUAAUUAGCCACGAUGGAACAGAUGCUGGUGUGAUGGUACCAGGAGAAGUGAAUGUGAUCUGGAGUAAGUGAAAGAAUUGGUGGAGAGUGUCUCCUGGAAUUUAGCCUUUCUUCUGGGUUUUUUCCAUGUUAUGGGCCUCUUCUUUGUCUUUCUGUCUCUGGACUUCCUUGGAAAUUAAGCCUUGUUUUUGUAGCAUUGCAGUUCAGUUGUGGUUUGUUGUAGCCAGUCUGGAGUUACUGCAGUUUGUUCUUGUGUGGGUUCCCUUGAAGUGGGUCUGGUGGCAGACCAGAUCUACCUUUUUGUUCUGUGAAUAGAGAAGAAAUUAUUUAAGAUGCUCCUCCUCUGUGGUGGGCACAGGUUGCUUUUAACUUCAUAGGGUAAGUUCUGGCUGUUACUUUUUCCCUCAUAAAGUCCUUAUACUUGAGUUGUUGUCUCUUACCGUCUUCUUAAAACAACAAUUUCUACCUCCACUUUUUUUAUGGAUUGUUUUUUUAAUUCCCCCACCUUUUUCUCCUGAAGUAUGAGAUCCCAAAUGUUUGCAAAAGCAUUAUGAAUUGAUAAAAAUCAGCAGACUUGUUUCUGUUGAUCUUCUGAAUGCUCUAUAAACAUAUGUGUGAUUAUAAUGAAAUCCCAUUACUCACGUGUUGGCUUUGAGUCAGCAGUGCACUCUCGUAGCAAUUAAGGGACCUCAUUAAGAGUCUUCAGCAGGUUGUGGAAAGGGAUUAGACCUUUCUGUCCAGCAUUUGUGGGACCCUUGUGUGGGCAGGAGGUGUGAGGGUUGGAGCACAAAUUACGUGGAGGGAGAUCGUAAGAGCUGGGUUUGUCCAGGCUGGCUCUGGGGACGUCCCGUAUUUUGGUUUUUAACUGUCUUAAUAGGUUGGUUUUAAUUGGGGGGACCUGUGCAGGGUCAGGAGUUGGACUUCAGUGGUCCUCAUGGGUCCCUUCCAACUCAGGAUACUCUGUGGUUCCAGGGGAGGCAGAGCCAGGCUCUUCUCAGAAGGGCACGGUGAAGAUGUGAGGGACAGUGGGCUAAAGUUGUGUCAAAGAAAAUCCCAGAUGAAUAUAAAGAGAAAUAUUUUCCUACUCAGAGGGGCAGAACAACAAUCUGAAAAGGCAGUAGAAUUCCCAUCCUUGGGGAUAUUCAAAACUCAACUGGACAGGGUUGGAUUAGAGACCUCCAGAGGUCUCUUCUGACCAAAAUUAUUCUAUGAUUCUGUAACAGAGCUGCUCAGGUUGGGCUGUUCCCUACUUCUGAUUUAUACAUGUUGACUUGUUAAAAGAAAUCCUCUUAAUUUGUUGGGGUUUUUUUCUGUUUUGCUGUUCAUAAAAGUUAACUUUUCUAGUUUACUAAUAGAGAGGAGCUUUAUUUGCAGGGUCUGACUCCAGGCUCCAGUCAAGCCAUAAGUUAGAACUUUCAUUAAUUAUUUGCUCUGUUUACACAGUUCUUCAGGGAUAUUUGACUUAACUCUGUUUGUUUCAUUGCCUAACAUAAGACUGGUAAGUUUUUCAUGUUUUUGUAACAUUUGUGAUUUGUAGAUCAGUUUUUGCCUUCAUUUGUGAGGGUUCAUCUUUGUCUUGCUGCUGAAAAAUUCCACAUAGCUGAACGUAUUGGAGGAGAAAUUGUGGUUCAUUUAAGCCCACUGGUGACUACUGUGAUAAGCUACAAAUUCUGGGUCAGUAAAUCACAAAUUGAUCAUUAUCAGAAGCUGAAAGGGUUUGAUGGGGAAAAAGUCACAUUAUAAUUACUUGGAUCCUCUUUCCUUAAGUGUUUGCUUUGGCCACUGCUAGAAAAAAGAAACCCAUGGUACUUGUAACAGGGUUUCAUAAAGAAAAAGGUUUGAUUUUUCAUAUGAAUAAAACCACUAAAAUUGGUGUAAGAAUUUCCAAAACUCAAAAUUAAUUGCUGCCUUAAUGCAGGAUUGUGGUUCCCUGGGUGUGAGUUUAACUCCAAUCUAAAGCUGGAGUCACACUUUUCCCUGCAAAUUACUAAGAUUCAGUGUGAGAUUUUGCCCAUAAUCCUGAGCUGUGGAUGUUCAGUUGGAAAAGAUCACACUCCCCCCCCCCCUUUUUAUCCCUGGAAUUGAGCUUGUUUUAUUUAAUAAUUUUCUUAGCAGAAGGUUUAUGUUCCUCCUCCCAACCCAGCUCCAUCAUGGUGCAGCCCUCACCUCCCAGUGCUCAUCAGCUUCUUUCAAACUCACUGAGUAAUUAACCAGCAGAUUUUAGGAGUUUUUGUUAAAAUAAACUUUGCUCUUAUUUCAAGCCUUGCACUCUGAAGUUAUUUAACUUGAUAAUGUUAUUUCAAUCAAAGUCUUAAGCUUUGAUUUGGCAAUAAUCUUUGGUUUGGGGUAGCUUUUGGCAGGACUCUUUGGUGGCAGGAUUGGUCUUAAAACUGUGUUCUGUGUCAGUGACCUUAAUAUGUGUUGAUGGCCCAGAUUUGGUGUGUGUUUGUGGCAGCAGUCAGGGCUGUAUCCUGAUCCCAGCCAUUUUAAUGGAGUUUUGUGGAGUUGGGAGUUUUCACUGUGAUCCCUUGGAAGGGAAUGUUGAUGGCCUGACCAGAAAGUACCUCGCAGUUCCCAAAAAGAGUUACAGAGACAUUUCAAACUAGAGCAUUCCCUGUUGGGCUUUUUAGCUGCUGGGAUAUUUACUCAGGAUAUUGGAGCAGUUCUUGGCCAAUAGGCAUUUGGCACAGCCCUAAAACCUUCGUUUUAGCCUCUCCUACUGUUGUCAAAUUUAUGGGGUUUAAACUGUCUGACUAAAGAUGUUGCACAUUGAUGAAAACCAGAGGCUUUCUGGAGAUGGCAGCUACAAAUCCAAAUUUGAAAUACACAGAAAUUAUCUUCUUUGUGAGAAAUGUGUUAUAACUAGAAGAGCUGGGUUGGGUGUUUUUAGGACUGUCAAUAACAUGACAGUGAUUUGAUGUUGGUUUUUGUCCAACAAAUAUAAAUCAAAUCAGACCAAUGGAAGUUAUGUCAGUGGCAUCAGUGAGACAGAGGCCUUGUCACUUAAAAAUAGCCUGGAUUUGUUUGUUCCUGCCUGUUUUCAUGUGGCUUUCAUCCAAGAAUUGUGGUUUGGGUGCGAAGAGACCUUAAAGACCUUAAAGGCCGACUCAUUCCACCGCCCUGCCAUGGGCAGGGACACCUUCCACUAUCCCAGAUUGUUCCAAGUGCUGUCCAACAUGGUCUUGGACACUUCCAGGAAUGGGUCAGCCACAACUGUCAUGGAGAUAGAAAAGGAUUUGCUAUUUGGAGUGCAGGGGGAAAAUUCACAAAACACUUUAAACGCCCCUUUUAAUGAGGCUGAUCCAGAAAAUGAACUAAUGGGUUGGAUGGCUGCAGUGCUGGGCUCUAUCCCAUUCUUUCAGGAAGGUCUGGAGUGCUCCAGCCAACAGCUUAAGCAGGAAUGAACCAAAAGCAUUGAACUGGAGUGAGCUGGUGAUGGGCCUUUGAUGUUUCUGUAUGUACAGUGCAUCUCCUCCUCAGAUGGCUUGGCAGGAGCCUCUCCCUGCCAUUUAUUCCCUCUCAGUUCCAUGGCAGCGGGUGUAUCCUGCUGAUCAAAACACCCAGCACACUUGUGCUAAAUCCUUUCAAACUGCAGCCAGGGUAAUUGGGAUGGGCAGGAUAAAUGCAUGGGAGUAUGGCAGGAGAAGUGAUGGCAGCUCCUUUGAAUGACUGGGUGUCCCUGACGUGUAAUUAGCUGCUUUAGAACGCUGGGGAUUGGCAUGGUCGCGAUUAAAAGGAUUUCUGUCUUUUCUGUGACUGAAAACAGGAGAUCCUCCGCCCCCUAAUUCUCUCUAAUACCACUGUUAUUAGUGACACUUGGAACACAGACCCUCUGUAAACUUAAAUAAUGACCUAAAUGAAUGGUGACUUACAACAGCAGGGGCUGAGCUGAGGCCAGUUUUCUAUGCAAAGCUGCUUCUCCCGGUUUUCCGUUCCCCGCUCCAUGUACGUGUCGCUUCUCAGUGAGUUUUGGAGACAAAAAGGAUGUUUAGUUGUGUGACAGAUUACCCAGGGGCUGGUUUAGCUCUCCUUGUUGUUUUGGGGUUGUAGAGGUGAGGAAGGUGAGCCAUGAACUCCACUGAACUCAUCUCAUGUUGUCACCUCUGCACCGUUUGGUCUCCGGUCCCUUGGAGCAGGGAAUGGAACUGGCUCUUGUGUCCUCCUCCAAAUUCCCCUUCCUGGUGGCUCUUUGGAAGCCUCACCAGAACUUGUUGCCACGGUGUCCUCGAGCUCUCUGCUGCCCCAAUUAACAUGCUGUAGGGACAGGAGCUAACUCCCCUUUUCCUUAAAAAACCUCAGAAUAUCCUGCACCUGCAGGUUUGGCUGGACACCAUCCCUGCCAUUCACCGGCGGUGUGUGGUGGUGACCCAAAAUAACACCAUCAUUUUUCCCUGACAAGUUGCUAGAUUCUCAAAAAACAUCUGCCAGAGGGUUUUCUGUGCCUUUUAAUUCUGUUUCUGUGAAUAUUUGUUGGCCCUUGAGCACUGCAGAGCCUGAGCUCCAUUUUUACCCUCAAGUUGACCAGAUUUUUCCAUAGUGCUGUUCUCCCACUGCAGUCACUUAUCAGACAGGUUUCUGGGGUUUUUUGGUAUGUGAAGAGACUCUUAGUCAAACUUACUAAAAUGAGCACCAUCAAAAAAGAAUUUAGGAACUUCCUCAAGCUCUUAUUUGAAUCUUCCAGUUACUUCUCAGCUUCUUUGCACUGAAAUCCUGGUGUGACUCUCACCCAGUGUCACUGUAGUUCAGAGCAGAGCUGUGGGUACUUCAGUUCUUCCAGCACUACACUCACAGUACCAAUGGGAACAACUUCUUUUCAAGAAUAUACAUUUUUAGGUGUUCACUUGCUGCUGUCACUGGCCUCAAUUCAGCUUCCUGCCCUCCUCUCCCCUCUCCUCGACUAAUUAAAGUCUUCCAUGUAACGCUGAGAUGGCACAUGGAGCUUAAAUAACCCUCCUCUUUAAUUAAGAGGUUGAAUUCAGCCUUCUGAGAUAUAUUUGACAUCAUUUGAGAUUUAAAAAUACAUUUUACUUACACAGUUUAUCCAUCAGAUCGCUCGAGGAGGGCAAAGAGAUAAUGAAAGUAAAUUAUUAAUUAAUAUCUCUCACCCAGUAUAUUCCAUUAAGAUUAUUAAGCAUAUAUUCCAUUCCUCAAAGCACAUUUGACUUUGGAUAUAUUUUUUUUUAAGUCUGCUGGUGAAGUUUCUGCCUCUCUCUUUGACAGGGCUGUAGUGACAGGGCUGAAAACAUCCUUCAGGGGCAAACCAGAGCCAGGAAUUCUGAGUAUCAACUCACUGACCAGGUUUUCCAUUUCAUUUCUGCAUUAUGGCAAGUGAGCAGGUCUGAGCCCAGAGUGACAUGGACUCUGCCUGACACAUUCAAACUGUUCCUCUCUUUAAAAGGUUUGAUGGAAUUUUGGAGUGGAACCAGCAGCAGGAGCAUCUCACCUUUCAGCGUGUUGGAUGGAGGGGGCUGAGUUUGGGUGGAGGUACAUUAGGGUCGGAGUGGUGAAGAGGAAAUUCCACAUAUUGUUGGGAAAGACCCAGCACAAAAUCUGUAACUGCUCCUUGAGAAGAGGA